AUGGACGAGAAACCUACCCCUCGGGAUUGUGAUAUUCCUGGUGGUUAUCCCGAGACGCCUAGUCUUGCCCCAACCAGUGGCCGUCCCACGCCCAUGGGUGUUUCUGGGGAUCGAAACAGGAAUCCAUCCGUCACCCACGUAACAAAUUCGAGGUCUGGCCAGAGAUCCCAAAGUCAUGUUCAAACGUCCUACUUUACGACCACCUCCACUGUUACUGGCGACACUUCGUCGUCCACCGUCACCCUUUCUGGCCAUGGCGCCGCAGCAACAGGCAGUCGCAAACCUUCCAGUGGGCUGGACGAUGUGUCGGAAAAACAGAUAUACCUUGAAGGUGAAUCGACCUCGCCUUCUCCAAGCGCCAUGUCUCCGACCGAUAGCACUCACUUUGCGCCUCUGAAUACCAACACCAGCAAUGCGAAAAGGCCGAACGCACACAGGCAAGGUAGCAAUGUCACCGAAGACGACCUUUUUCGAGCGCUGUCGCGCCGUCGUACGAAUGCAACGAAUCUGAAUGAACCCGAGCAGGGAGAGGAACAACAAGAGAUCGAGCGUCUGAUGUCACGGAUUUUCGGCCGAGCACGACAAGAACAGAGCGAGGAGGAAAAGACUAGGCACAGCGGCGUUAUCUUCCGUAAUCUCACCGUCAAGGGUGUUGGUCUCGGAGCUAGUCUGCAACCAACAAUUGGAGAUAUUUUCCUCGGUUUGCCGCGCAAGGUCAAAAUGCUCUUCACCCGCGGACCCAAAACAGCGUUUGCCAAGCCACCAGUUCGCGAGUUGAUCAGUCACUUCGAUGGCUGUGUCCGCCCCGGAGAACUUCUCCUUGUUUUGGGUCGUCCAGGGUCGGGUUGCAGCACAUUUCUGAAGGCUUUUUGCAAUCAGCGAGCAGGAUUUGAAGCCAUUGAGGGUAAGGUUACUUACGGGGGCGCCCCUGCUGGGGAGAUGAGCAAGAAGUUCCGAGGAGAGAUCAUCUACAACCCAGAGGACGACCUUCAUUACCCAACCCUUACUGUCAAAAGAACCCUCAACUUUGCCCUCCAAACUCGGACUCCUGGUAAAGAGUCGAGACUCGAUGGAGAAAGCAGAGAAGACUAUAUCCAGGAGUUUAUGCGGGUGGCCACGAAAUUGUUUUGGAUCGAGCAUACCCUUGGGACAAAGGUUGGUAACGAAUUUGUGCGAGGCGUUUCCGGUGGCGAGAGGAAGCGUGUCAGUAUUGCAGAGGCAAUGAUCACCCGGGCAUCUGUUCAAGGGUGGGAUAACUCUAGCAAGGGCCUCGAUGCCAGCACUGCUGUGGAAUAUGUGCGGUCGAUCCGAGCGAUGACCAAUAUGGCCCAGACUUCGACAGCUGUGUCGUUAUAUCAAGCUGGCGAAUCCCUCUAUGACCUCGUCGACAAGGUGCUGCUUAUCGACUCUGGGAAGUGUCUUUACUACGGACAUUCCGAGGCAGCCAAACAGUACUUUAUUGAUCUUGGUUUCGAGUGCCCGGAGCGAUGGACAACCGCCGACUUCCUCACUUCGGUUACGGAUGUGCACGAGCGGCACAUUCGUGAGGGAUGGGAGAACCGGAUCCCUAGAACCCCUGAAGAAUUUGAUACGGCAUACAGAAAUAGCGACGCCUAUCAAAGAAAUCUCAGUGACAUUGAGGACUUUGAGUCUCAGCUUUCCCAACAGAUGGAGCAGCGCCGCCAGCAUGAAUCCAAGAAAUCAGAGACGAAGAACUACGAGAUUCCCUUCCACAAACAGGUUCUGUACUGCACAAAGCGUCAGUUCAUGGUAAUGGCAGGCGAUCGAGCAUCUCUUUUCGGGAAAUGGGGCGGCCUGGUGUUCCAGGGCCUCAUUGUUGGCAGUCUGUUUUACAAUCUCCCAAACACCGCCGCUGGAGCGUUCCCUCGUGGCGGAACUCUAUUCUUCCUCCUUCUGUUCAAUGCCUUGCUGGCUCUUGCGGAACAAACUGCUGCAUUCGAGUCAAAGCCCAUCCUGCUAAAGCACAAGUCCUUUUCCUUCUACCGCCCCGCCGCUUUUGCCAUAGCUCAAACGGCCGUGGAUGUGCCCCUCGUCUUCAUUCAAGUUGUCCUCUUCAACGUCAUCAUCUACUGGAUGUCCAACCUAGCAAGAACGGCAUCUCAGUUCUUCAUCGCCACACUCAUACUCUGGCUAGUCACCAUGGUGACUUACGCAUUCUUCCGGGCUAUCUCUGCUUGGUGUAAGACUCUGGAUGAUGCAACGAGAUUCACGGGUGUGUCUGUGCAGAUCCUGAUCGUCUACACUGGAUAUCUCAUUCCGCCCAGUUCAAUGCGGCCGUGGUUUGGGUGGCUUCGGUGGAUCAACUGGAUCCAGUACGGCUUUGAGUGCCUCAUGUCUAACGAAUUCUACAAUCGUCAACUUGAAUGCGGUCCACCCUACUUGGUCCCACAGGGACCGAACGCAUCACCAGAAUACCAAGGCUGCGCCCUCGCCGGAAGUUCUCCGGGACAAACCAUUGUACCUGGUUCAAAUUACAUCGAGGCCUCAUUCACGUACACUCGCUCCCACCUUUGGCGGAACUUCGGCUUUCUCUGGGCUUUCUUCAUCGCCUUCGUCAUCCUAACCGCCUUGGGCAUGGAGCACAUGAAACCCAACACCGGUGGCGGUGCCAUUACGGUCUUCAAGCGCGGGCAAGUUCCCAAAAAGGUGGAGAACAGCAUAGAUACUGGCGGUAGAGCGAAGAAGAAUGAUGAGGAGUCUGGUGCAUCUAACAAUGAUAGUGCAAAUGCAACGGCCAAUGACACGAUCAACGAGAAGGACGACCAGGAUACGAUGAAACAAGUUGCUCGAAAUGAGGCCGUCUUCACAUUCCGAAAUGUUAACUAUGUCAUUCCAUAUGAGAAGGGCCAACGUACUUUAUUGAACGAUGUCCAAGGAUUUGUUCGGCCAGGCAAGCUCACUGCGCUUAUGGGCGCUUCUGGCGCCGGAAAGACAACUUUGCUCAACGCCCUGGCUCAACGCCUCAACUUUGGCACCAUUACAGGUGAAUUCCUUGUCGAUGGUCGGCCUCUCCCAAGGUCUUUCCAGAGAGCAACUGGCUUCGCUGAGCAAAUGGACAUCCACGAGCCCACUGCCACAGUCCGAGAGGCCCUCCAGUUUUCGGCCCUUCUUCGCCAGCCUAGGGAGGUGCCCAAGCAAGAAAAGUUCCAGUAUUGCGAGACGAUUAUUGAUCUGCUCGAGAUGCGUGACAUCGCGGGCGCCACGAUAGGCAAAGUAGGCGAGGGUCUCAACGCAGAGCAGCGAAAGAGACUCACCAUCGGUGUGGAGUUGGCAUCAAAGCCUGAGCUCCUCAUGUUCUUGGAUGAGCCUACUUCGGGUCUCGAUUCUGGUGCCGCCUUCAACAUUGUCCGCUUUCUACGCAAGCUGGCAGACGCCGGCCAAGCCGUGCUCUGCACCAUCCAUCAACCUUCUGCAGUUCUGUUCGAGGACUUUGAUGAACUCUUGCUUCUCAAGGCGGGAGGCCGUGUUGCCUACCACGGUCCCUUAGGGAAGGACAGUCAAAACCUAAUUCAGUAUUUCGAGUCGAAUGGUGCUCACAAGUGCCCUCCCAACAGCAACCCUGCCGAGUACAUGCUGGAAGCCAUCGGAGCAGGCGACCCUAACUAUAAGGGCAAGGAUUGGGGCGAUGUCUGGGCACAGUCCGAGCACAACAAGUCUCGAUCCCGGGAAAUCGAUGAGAUGUUAUCCAGCAGACGGGAUGUCGAACCAUCCAAAAGCCUCAAAGACGAUCGCGAGUAUGCCAUGCCGCUCGCCACGCAGACCAUGGCAGUUGUCAAGCGGUCUUUCAUCGCGUAUUGGCGGACGCCUAACUACAUUGUCGGCAAGUUCAUGUUGCAUAUUCUCACCGGCCUGUUCAAUUGCUUCACCUUCUACAAAAUCGGAUAUGCAUCUGUCGACUACCAGAAUCGGCUUUUCUCCGUCUUCAUGACUCUCACCAUCAGUCCUCCCCUGAUCCAACAACUCCAGCCCGUCUUCCUACAUUCGCGGCAGAUCUUCCAGUGGCGUGAGAACAAUGCAAAGAUCUAUAGUUGGUUUGCUUGGACGACGGCGGCUGUGCUCGUUGAGAUACCGUACGCCAUCAUCGCCGGAGCUGUCUAUUUCAACUGCUGGUGGUGGGGUGUUUUUGGAUGGCGCCUUCCGAGCUUCAACUCUGGCUUCGCCUUUCUUCUCGUCAUCCUGUUUGAGCUGUACUACGUGAGCUUUGGGCAAGGGAUUGCGGCCUUCGCCCCCAACGAGCUCCUUGCUUCCUUACUUGUACCCAUCUUCUUUUUGUUCGUCGUCAGUUUCUGCGGUGUGGUUGUGCCACCCAUGCAGCUCCCGACAUUCUGGCGAGAUUGGAUGUAUUGGCUCACGCCAUUCCACUACUUACUCGAAGCGUUCCUUGGGGUUGCCAUUCACGACCAGCCCGUUCAGUGUGAGGCAGGAGAGUUUGCUAGGUACCAGCCACCGCCUAACCAGUCUUGCGAAGAAUACACACAGCCCUAUAUACAGCAAGCCGGUGGAUACGUUCAGACGGGAGAGGGUGGCAUUUGCGAGUUCUGCCAGUACGCGACAGGUGACCAAUUUGGCACCGGAUUCAACGUCUACUACAGCAACAUCUGGCGUGAUUUCGGGAUUUUCUGCGGGUUCAUCAUCUUCAACUAUUUCGUCGUAUACCUUGGAACCUGGCUUAAGUUUAAGGGCAAUAACCCUUUCAAGAAGAUGAUUAUGAAAAAGAAGAGCAGCAGUGGGUAG
Messenger RNA from Colletotrichum graminicola M1.001, 4755 nucleotides. Its product is annotated as ABC-2 type transporter. The record is from RefSeq and is a predicted model, not a curated record. The coding region runs from base 1 to 4755 and encodes 1584 amino acids. Gene Ontology annotation, biological process: transmembrane transport. The transcript is spliced from 2 exons. Gene Ontology annotation, molecular function: ATP hydrolysis activity; ATP binding; ABC-type transporter activity. NCBI's taxonomy places the organism in Eukaryota, Fungi, Ascomycota, Sordariomycetes, Glomerellales, Glomerellaceae. Gene Ontology annotation, cellular component: membrane.